Messenger RNA from Prinia subflava (tawny-flanked prinia), 4631 nucleotides. It is a transcript of the gene ADGRA3, whose product is annotated as adhesion G protein-coupled receptor A3. The record is from RefSeq and is a predicted model, not a curated record. Gene Ontology annotation, cellular component: plasma membrane; external side of plasma membrane. Gene Ontology annotation, biological process: cell surface receptor signaling pathway; G protein-coupled receptor signaling pathway. The transcript is spliced from 19 exons. The coding region runs from base 13 to 4281 and encodes 1422 amino acids. Gene Ontology annotation, molecular function: G protein-coupled receptor activity; protein binding. Lineage: Eukaryota; Metazoa; Chordata; Aves; Passeriformes; Cisticolidae.
CCGGCACCGCGCAUGCGCGAGGGCACGGCCGGCACCGCGGCGCUUGCGCAGUGCGGCCGCAGCCCGGCGGGCGCGCUGGGAGCCGCGGGGUUCGGCCCCGGCGGGAGGCGGCGCUGCUGCCGCCGCGCUCGGCCCGGCGCGCGCCACACAAAGGCGGCCGCGGCCGCCACGGCUCCCGCGGCACCGCAUGGCGGCGGCACCGCCCCCGCGGGGCUAGGCCAGGGCGGACCGGAGCCCCCUUCUUCCCUCCCUCCGGCCUCUCCCGUCCGGCCCGUCCGUCGCCGGGAGGAGCGGAGCAGGGUCCUGCACGGCCCCGCCAUGCUGUCCCCGGGCCGCCGCGCUCUCUGCCGCCCGCCGCGCCGCCGCCGCCGCCCGCGGCUCCUGCCCGCGCUGCUGCUGCUGGCCGUGCUGGGCGGCGGCGGUGCCGCGCUGCCGCCGGGCUGUAAGUACGACGGGCGUCCCAAGAGCGCCGGCAAAGCGGCGGCCGGCGGCCCGGCGGAGGUCAAGGUAGUUUGUAGCAACCUGGAGCUCGCUCAGGUGCUGCCUCCCGAGACGCUGCCCAACCGGACGGUCACCCUGAUUUUGAGUAACAAUAAAAUAACAGAGCUGAAGAAUGGUUCCUUCUCUGGAUUACACCUUCUUGAAAGAUUGGAUCUUAAGAACAAUCUUAUUAGUACCAUAGAUCCAGGAGCUUUUAUGGGGCUUUCAUCUUUGAAAAGACUAGACUUAACCAAUAACCGAAUAGGCUGCCUGAAUGCAGAUAUAUUUAGAGGACUUGUAAACCUUAUUAGAUUGAAUCUUUCUGGAAAUCUGUUUUCUACACUUACACAGGGGACAUUUGAUCAUCUUGGUUCACUAAAGUCUCUAGAAUUUCAGACUGAUUAUCUUCUUUGUGAUUGCAACAUACUGUGGAUGCAUCAGUGGUUAAAGGAAAGGAAUAUAACUGUACGUGAGACUAAAUGUGCCUACCCCAAGUCACUUCAGUCACAGACAGUGACUGGUGUGAAACAGGAGCUUCUCACCUGUGAACCACCACUUGAAUUACCAUCUUUCUAUAUGACUCCAUCUCAUCGUCAGGUGGUCUUUGAAGGAGACAGUCUUCCCUUCCAAUGUAUGGCUUCAUAUAUUGAUCAAGACAUGCAAGUCUUGUGGUAUCAGGAUGGGAAGAUAGUGGAAACUGAUGAGUCCCAGGGUAUUUUUGUUGAAAAAAACAUGAUUCAUAACUGCUCACUGAUUGCAAGUGCACUGACAAUCUCAAACAUUCAGGCUGGCUCCACAGGAAACUGGGGCUGUCAUGUACAAACCAGACGUGGGAAUAACACAAGGACAGUGGACAUUGUGGUGUUAGAAAGUUCUGCACAGUACUGCCCUCCAGAGAGGGUUGUGAACAAUAAAGGAGAUUUCAGGUGGCCCAGAACAUUGGCAGGCAUCACGGCAUACCUGCUGUGCACACGUUAUUCUGCUGGCAGUGGGAUAUAUCCUGGCAACUCCCAAGAUGAGAGAAGAGCCUGGCGCAGAUGCGACAGGGGAGGGUACUGGGCGGACGAGGACUACUCCAGGUGCCAGUAUGCAAAUGAUGUCACUCGAGUUCUUUUUAUGUUCAAUCAGAUGCCGCUCAACCUCACUAAUGCAGUGGCAACAGCAAGACAGCUCUUGGCGUACACAGUUGAAGCAGCAAAUUUCUCUGAUAAAAUGGAUGUUAUUUUUGUGGCUGAAAUGAUAGAGAAAUUUGGAAGAUUUGCUGAAAAAUACAAAGAGCUUGGCGACGUCAUGGUGGACAUAGCAAGUAAUAUUAUGUUGGCUGACGAACGUGUUCUGUGGAUGGCACAAAGGGAAGCCAAGGCUUGCACCAGAAUUGUACAGUGUCUACAGAAGAUUGCUAUGUAUCGGCUUGCAAAUGGAGCUCAAGUUUAUUCUACUUAUUCUCCAAAUAUUGCUCUUGAGGCCUAUGUAAUAAAGGCUGCUGGUUUCACUGGGAUGACUUGCACCGUAUUUCAGAAAGUGGCUACAUCAGACCGUACAGGACUCAGCGAUUAUGGGAGAAGAGACCCAGAUGGAAAUCUAGAUAAACAAUUAAGCUUUAAGUGCAAUGUUUCAAAUACACUGUCAAGCCUGGCUUUAAAGAACACAAUUGUAGAGGCCUCUAUCCAGUUGCCAGCUUCCCUUUUCACCCAAAAACAAAAAAGAGAGAUCAGACCAGCAGACGAAUCUGUCUACAAGCUUCAGCUUAUUGCGUUUCGCAACGGAAAGCUUUUCCCAGCAACAGGAAAUUCAACAAAUCUGGCUGACGAUGGGAAGCGUCGUACAGUUGUAACUCCAGUUAUUCUUACCAAGAUAGACGGGCUGGGCGCGGCCAGCGCCCGCGCUCCCAUCAAUGUGACGCUGCGGCGGAUCGCGCACGGGGCAGACGCCGUGGCAGCGCAGUGGGACUUCGACCUCCUCAACGGCCAAGGGGGAUGGAAAUCCGACGGCUGUCGCAUCCUGCUGUCCGAUGAAAAUAUCACCACCAUUCAGUGCUACUCCCUCAGCAACUAUGCUGUUUUAAUGGACUUGACUGGAGUUGAGUUAUAUACACAGCCAGCUGAUCUUCUGCAUCCAGUAAUUUAUGCUACUGCCAUGGUUUUGCUGAUGUGCCUGUUGAUGAUCAUGGUCAGUUACAUAUACCACCACAGUGUGAUCAGGAUCAGUGUUAAAAGCUGGCAUAUGUUAGUUAACUUGAGCUUUCAUAUUUUCCUGACGUGUGUGGUGUUUAUUGGAGGCAUAACUCAGACCAGGAAUGCCAGUAUUUGCCAAGCGGUUGGGAUAAUUCUCCAUUAUUCUACUCUUGCAACGGUACUGUGGCUGGGAGUGACAUCUCGUAAUAUUUACAAGCAGGUAACCAAAAAAGCCAAAAGGUGUCAAGAUCCUGAUGAGCCACCUCCUCCACCCAGGCCCAUGCUGAGGUUCUACCUUAUUGGUGGAGGGAUCCCUAUCAUAGUUUGUGGAAUAACAGCUGCGGCAAACAUCCGAAAUUAUGGCAGCAGACCUAAUGCACCUUAUUGCUGGAUGGCUUGGGAACCUAGCUUAGGAGCAUUUUAUGGACCUGCUGGUUUUAUAAUUUUCAUAAACUGUAUGUAUUUUCUGAGCAUAUUCAUACAACUGAAGCGUCACCCUGAACGCAAAUAUGAGCUGAAGGAAUCUGUCGAGGAGCAGCAGCGUCUGGCCACCAACGAACACGGGGAGCUGGCCCAUCAGGAUUCACUGUCAGUGUCCCUGGUGUCCACGUCUGCUUUGGAGAACGAGCACAGUUUUCCAGCACAGCUCCUGGGAGUGGGCCUUACUUUGGUUUUGUAUGUUACACUGUGGAUCUUUGGAGCUCUGUCCGUCUCCCUGUAUUAUCCUAUGGACCUGAUCUUCAGCUGUUUUUUUGGGGCAACAUGUUUAAGCCUCAGUGCCUUUCUUAUGGUGCACCAUUGCAUUAACAGGGAAGAUGUGAGGCAUGCUUGGAUAACAACUUGCUGCCCAGGAAGGAGUACAUAUUCAGUGCAAGUAAAUGUGCCGCCCUCCAGUUCCAGUGGCACCAACGGAGAGGCCCCGAAAUGCACCAACAGUAGCGCAGAAUCCUCAUGCACAAAUAAAAGUGCCUCAAGCCUAAAAAAUUCCUCUCAAGGUUGUAAACUAACUAACUUACAGGCUGCAGCAGCUCAGUGCCACCCUACUUCUCUGCCAUUGAACACGGGUCCUCAGCUUGAUAACAGUCUGACUGAACAUUCAGUAGACAAUGAUAUCAAAAUGCACGUGGCUCCAUUAGAGGUACAGUUUCGGACAAACGGACACCCAAGCCGGCACCACAAGAACAGGAGCAAGGGCCAUCGUGCCAGCAGGCUUGCAGUGCUGAGGGAGUAUGCUUAUGAUGUUCCCACAAGUGUGGAAGGAAGUGUGCAAAAUGGCUUACCCAAAACUCGCCAGAGCAACAGCGAAGGGCACUCGAGGAGCCGAAGAGCCUAUUUGGCAUACAGAGAACGUCAGUACAACCAAUCCCAACAAGACAGCAGUGAUGCUUGCAGUACACUUCCAAAAAGCAGCAGAAAUACAGAGAAAACAAUAGCUACCAACAACAAAAAAGAUAUUCUAAGGAAACCAAUAGCGGCCGAGCUUGAAAAUCAACAAAAAUCUUAUGGCUUAAAUUUAGCCAUCCAGAAUGGACCACUUAAAAGCAGUGGACAGGACGGACCUUUGCUCACUGCAGACAGUACUGGUAAUAUUAGAACUGGGCUAUGGAAACAUGAAACUACUGUGUAGCAUUCUUUGUGGGAUGAAUCCGUAUAGACUGUGAUUACACAUUCCUUAAAGCUAUUAACACUUUUAAAGACUGUUUACAAACUGUAGGUACUUUAUGCAGGGAGGGAACAAAGAUAAUAUGCCAAGCAAAAAUUUUUAUGCAUUAUUACCUUUGUUGUUCUUACAAAGAUGAACAUUUGCUUGGUAUUUUGUGAAUUUUUUUUGAAGUGUCAGUCUUGUGAGAUGCAGAACAUAACUUUGUACUUUUUUUUAUCUGUAACCCUGCAGGAUGUGUCCACAACACAUUUCAAAUUUGUAUUUAAAUGUAUAAUAAAUAGUAUUUUCCCCAGCAGCCCAAAGUUGCAGUUAUU